AUGAUAGCUCGAAGCGCAUCGCGAUACUGCUUAAAGCUGCGACCUACUCUUGCUCGACCCGUGAGCCGACAGGGCCAGCAAUGGUGUCGUCGAUAUUCAAUACCUUCGAGUCCUAUGCCGACAGGUAGCGCUUCCAGCUCUACCGGAAUGUUGGCGCCAUUCGUAAAUGAGUUGGAUAGGAUCGCACCGUCAUUCCAGAUCAACGGUUCGCAGAUACAAAUCAUAAAAACCCCUACUGAUUUCUACGAGACACUUAAGGCCAGAAUACGUAGCGCUAAGAAAAGAAUAUUUUUAUCUACUCUUUAUAUUGGGAAGUCAGAGAAGGAACUGAUUGCGACGCUCCAAGAUGCCCUUCGCGCGAACCCCGAGCUGAAAUUGAGCAUCCUCACGGACGCCCUUCGUGGAACUCGAGAAGCACCUAAUCCGUCUUGCGCAUCUCUUCUCGCUCCUCUUGUUACAGAGUUCGGCUCAGAUCGUGUUGAGAUUCGAAUGUACCAUACGCCGAACUUGACCGGCUUCCGGAAGAAGCAUAUACCAAAGCGCAUCAAUGAAGGAUGGGGACUACAACACAUGAAGCUAUAUGGGAUUGACGACGAAAUAAUCCUCUCGGGUGCGAAUCUUUCGAACGACUAUUUCACCAAUCGCCAAGAUCGGUAUCACCUGUUCUCUUCCAAUGAAGUAACCAACCAUUUCUGGAGACUUUAUCAGGGCGUUACAUCACUUAGCUUUUUAGUAGAGCCAACGAACGAUGAUCCUGCAGGCUUUAAACUGAAUUGGCCAUCAACUAACGCCGCCCCGUCCCCUCUGGAUCAGCCUGCCGAGUUCAUCUCAAAAGCUACACCACUUAUAAGUAGGUUGAUAGCCCGAAAUGAAACCCUUGAUGGUGUCGAGUCGCAAGACCAGGGUUCGCCCAUAUCGCGGAACACCAAAGUUUACAUGCUUGGCCAGCUAUCACAACUUAUGAAACCAGAUUCGUCAACUGAACUCCCAGUGAUGACGCAUAUCUUAAAAACGCUUGCGGCUCCAGAGUAUGCUGGCUCAUCGUGGACUUUCACGGCAGGGUAUUUUAACCCUGCUCCGUCGCUUACGAAUCUUCUUCUCUCAACGGCUUCGCAAAGUAACGUGGUCAUCACAGCGUCUCCAUACGCAAAUGGAUUUUACAAGUCAAAGGGCGUAUCUGGGCUUUUACCUGAUGCGUACACCCUGCUCGCCCGAAGGUUCCUUCGCACGAUCAAGGAGCGGAAGCAGGAUUCUGCAGUAGUGCUCAAGGAAUGGAGGAGAGGCACUGUCAAUGAACCAGGUGGAUGGACAUAUCAUGCUAAGGGGCUAUGGAUAACCCUUCCGAAUGAACGGGACCCGGCGAUUAGCAUCAUUGGCAGUUCUAAUUAUACGAAACGAAGCUACUCUCACGACCUCGAAGCCGGCGCUUUGAUCGUGACGCAAGACGGCGAUUUGAAGAAGAGGUUAGGCGAUGAGCAAAAGUGGCUACAAGAAUACGCAAGUCCUGUAACGUUGGAUGACUUUGCAAAAACUGAAAGGCGGGUCGGGUUAAAAGUUAGGAUUGCAAUGUGGAUUGUCAGUCUCGUCGGUGGCGCGCUCUAACGAUCCGGACCAUAUUGGAACUAUGAUAUUCACAAUGCAGACUCCAGUUACGUUAGGCGGCGAACCCGAAAAUCAAAAGGUCCGUGGUUCUCCUUGACUCGGCGGAUCGACACCGGACUGUCUGUUGUUAAGCGAUUAAAUGCAAGAGGACGAUCAUCCAAUCGCUGGGAAAAGCUUCGGAGCCAAGAUUUGUCUCCUCAAAAUCCAUAGGCGGAGCCACAACCUCCGCAUUUGAUCUCAUCAUCACUACAAUGAUACCCAUUAUACAUGAUAAAAGACAUUUUGAUGCUUGUGCCUGGAUCUAUAGCCUAAUUUUGC
This is a messenger RNA of Daldinia loculata, 1920 nucleotides long. RefSeq lists its product as uncharacterized. The transcript has 4 exons. Bases 1 to 1602 code for a protein of 533 amino acids. Gene Ontology annotation, biological process: cardiolipin biosynthetic process. Gene Ontology annotation, cellular component: mitochondrion. Lineage: Eukaryota; Fungi; Ascomycota; Sordariomycetes; Xylariales; Hypoxylaceae. The record is from RefSeq and is a predicted model, not a curated record. Gene Ontology annotation, molecular function: CDP-diacylglycerol-glycerol-3-phosphate 3-phosphatidyltransferase activity.